AUCACCGCCGACGCCUCUGCCUGGAGUUGGGGACGUGGCUACUCUGGGCGCUUGGGUCAUGGCGGCGGAGAGGAUCAGCUUCGACCCAAGAGGAUCGAAGCUCUGGCAGCACAGCGCAUCAUCGCGGUGGCAGCAGGAGGCGACCAUUGCCUCGCCGUCACGGCGGACGGCAAGGUUUAUAGCUGGGGUCGCGGGGAGUGUGGGCAGCUGGGCCACGGCAAGAGGUUGAGCGAGCGAAUUCCCGACACCGAGCCGCUGCCAAGGCGGAUCAUGUCCCUGCGCAAGCAGCGCGUCAUCGCGGUCGCGGCAGGCGGCCUUCAUAGCCUCGCCGUCACCGCCGACGGCCUAGUCUGGAGCUGGGGCGCAGCGGGUGAGGGCAAGUUGGGCCACGGAACUGAGGACAAUCAGAUGCGACCGAAGAAGAUAAAGGAGCUGACAGGGCAACGCAUCGUCGCUGUGGCGGCGGGGCACUACCAUUCCUUCGCACUCUCCGCGGAUGGCAUCCUUUGGGGCUGGGGCCGUGGGUAUGGCGGCCAACUGGGACACGGCGACUUGGUCAUCCCGAGAAACGGCCUCAAGCUUCCGCGGAGGGUCGAGGCAUUUGCGGGGCGGCGCGUGGUCGCUGUGACGGCAGCAGGCAACCACAGCCUCGCACAAACCUCAGACGGUGCCUUCUGGGGGUGGGGCGAGGGGGACAACUUUGCCGUAGGCCAGGGGGAGGACACGUCUAAUAUCGACGCGCCUAGGCAGAUCGAGAUAGUGUAACGAGUAGUGUGUAGGACGCAAGAGACGCUG
Molecule: messenger RNA, 795 nt
Organism: Emiliania huxleyi CCMP1516
Lineage: Eukaryota; Haptophyta; Isochrysidales; Noelaerhabdaceae
Exons: 1
Source: RefSeq, a predicted model, not a curated record